AAAAUAAUUUCUGUCUGUCCGCAGUAUCGAACACGGGUUUAUUCUGUGGCCUUGGUUGUCAUUUUGAUGUCAGCUUUAGUCGUAGAACUUAUGGUUUUGCAGUCUUGGACAUUUUGUGCUACGGUUUGUAGUAUAAAAAGUAUACAUUUGAAGGAUAGUCAAUGAGCGAAAACGGUGAGACUCAGAAUGAGACUCCUUCUGAAUCUGACAAAAUGGAUAUUAGCGAAGUCUCAGAUCAAGUGUCUUAUGUUAGUGAGAGUCCAAGUGAGACUGUAGACAAUUCUGCAUUGAAAUAUUCAGAACCAGAUGGAUUGGUGCCACUAGAUAAUGCAUCAGCAACAGUUUCACCAAUUACUGUUGAUGCUACUACUACAGCCAGCUCAACAAGAGACAGACUUGAUUCAGCCUUAAGUCUUGAAGGAAUUGACUUGGAGUUGCCUACGCUUGAUACUUACCAAGAAGAAUAUGUGGAUUUUCCAAGCAGUCCAAAGCAGUUGAAAGAAUGUUUGGAAGCAUAUGGUUUGGCCAUGCCUCUUGAGAAGGAUUCUGGAACUGCAGGUCGUAGUGAAGAAGAAGAUGAAGAAGAAGAUACAUCCAUAUAUCAAGCUGUCCUCUCACCAGACUGUCAGGAUGUUCGACUUAAGAAAGAACACUGUGAAGAAAUUAUCAGUGUAUUCAGUGAGUCUGUUGAAAAUUUACCAUCAAGUUCUCAGGAUGGCUUCCCAGCCAAUGAAAAUAAAAUAGAAGAUUUGGCUGAUAUGAAUGGAAAUGGUAAUAAAACAUCUGAACAUUUAGAGAACUUCAAAUGUAAACUACGAAGAGUAUUAACUCCCAAUCCUGAGGAUGCUAUGUUGCCAACUUUAUAUGGAAACCAAGCUGCUAUUAAAGUACUGCCUGACACUCUACUUCAGACACCACCCAGUUCAUCAUUAAAUAUUACUAAAGCUGUCUCAUCAAAUGUCUUAAAAAUCCCUGCUUCACAACAGAGCAGGAGUGGAUUGAAUAUGGACAUGAAAAGUCAGUCUAAUUUAGAUCUUAGAAUGUCUGCUGAUUAUAGUGGAGAUUCUGUUGGUGAGGAUUCAAGUUUCAUUUUUGAACGUCGUAAUUCAAAACGUUUAGCAAAAUCGGCCUUUGGUGGACGUGUUGUAGAGGGAUUAUUUGUGGAGAGUCCCUUGAUCAAAGAUGAAUCUGUUGCAAGUAACUCAGGACUUCGGAAGAUAGCAUUGUCUCGUAGUCUGCAAAAUAUGGAGAGUCCUACAGGUGAAGAUUCACAGGGUCCAGAUGAAACCUCACCCAGUAUAUCUGAAACACAAGACAAACAAGUGUCAAUGUCAACAUUUGAAGAAAGACUUAAUUUUACUAAUUCUAACAUAAACACAGAUUUUGAGAGAAUAUCCCAAGUGUUAGCUCUACAGAACAGGGUGAUAACAUCUGUGGAGAUACACAAUGAACAGAGGGAGACUGAUAAUGAAACCCAACCAGUAAAUAGUGAUUAUAAACCUGUUCCCAGAGUACGUACUAAACCUCUUACAAAAACACAUGGUACACCAAAUUCAUUUAAUGAUGGGUCAUUCAGAAGUCCGCCAUGUCCAAAACCUCGACGGAAGUUGAAGAGUUUAUCAGAAUCAAGUUCAGAUAUUUGUAAUAGUAACAGCAAGGACAGUGAAGGUGUGAAACUUACCAGAGGACCUGUACUGCUGGAUCCCAUCACAUUGCUGCAUCAUGCACAAAGAGGAGCUCCCAGUAUCAGCCCUGUUGGUUCAGUGGAAAUUCUUCAAGAACGCCCUGGAAGUUUAGUAGCACCACAGCAAGGUGGGCGACGUAAAAUCCGUGUGAGUGCUGACAUUCUAACUGGCAGUGGUUCAGGUGGGGACACUGCAGCUGAUGGUGAAGAAUCUUCAUGUGAUAGCCGCCUGUCAGACACAGAUAUGAUGUCACCUGAUGACGAUCCAGACUUGGAUGCACUUAUGUCACCUGAUCUCGACACCCCUGAUGAGAUGGAGGACUCAAUUAUGGAACGUUUAGGAGAACCUCCUCCAGCACCAGUUCCUAUUCCAGAGUUAAGUGCAGCCGAAGAGAGAUCUGAAGCUCGUAGUUGGCGCAGUGUUGUUGUAGCUGGCUUGGAGCGGAGGAUAGACAUGAAAGUUAUUGAACCUUACAAGAGGGUAUUAUCCCAUGGUGGGUAUCUCUCAGCUGGGUCUCACAAUGCAAUCAUUGUGUUCAGUGCUUGCUUCCUGCCAGAUCACAGCCGUGUGGACUAUGAUUAUGUCAUGGACAAUCUUUUCCUCUAUGUGCUGACAACUUUGGAUCAGUUGAUUACGGAAGACUAUGUUUUGAUCUACCUCCAUGGAGCAACUUCAAGGAGUUGCAUGCCCACAUUCUCAUGGCUCAAACGCUGUUAUCAGAUGAUUGACCGACGGCUUCGUAAGAAUCUCAAAGGACUGUACUUGGUACAUCCUACUUUCUGGCUGAAAACUAUUGUUUUAAUGACACGCCCUUUCAUCAGUUCCAAGUUCAGUCGUAAGCUGAAUUUUGUGGAUAGUUUAGCAGAGUUGGCAGAUAUCGUACCACUGGAGCAGGCUAGCAUUCCUGACAGAGUGAAACAGUACGAUCAGAUCAGACAGAGCAUGGAGCAGGGCAACUAACACAAGGAUUGCUCUAGCAACCUUUAAAAUAAGAUUAGAUUUUGAACUUCAGAUUCGAUACAAGAAACGGAAAGGAAAGUUUUGGUAAUGGCAGUGAAUGGAGCAACUUGUACAACAAUGCACCUUAGUAUGUUAGUUGUUUGUAAUAAUUAUUGUUUGUGGUAAAGGCAUCACUUGACUUUUCUCAAUGCUAAGGAUACAGUUUCAUGUAAUGUGUGUGAUGGUAAUUUUUAGGGUUGCUGAUACUAACCACAAAUACAGUAUUGUGAGCAUUGUGAGAUAGUAUAUUUAUAUGGCUGUUGUUCAGACACACAUCAAGGGAUGCAGAUUGGCUUUAUGUUGCUGUAUCUAUCUAGAUACUGUACAGUUGUAGUGGCAGUUUAAAGAUUGAACUGUUGGCAACUCUAAAAAUGUAUGUAUAAUAUAGUUAUGCAGUGACUGAAGUUUGCAGCAAAUAAACACUACACAUUACCUCAUUCAUGCACAUAUAAUUCAGUAAAGGGCAAAAAGCACUUGUAAAUCUUUCUCUUUGACUUCAGGACAGUGAUAGAAAUACAAUUUUGUAAGAGGAGUUAAUUUUCUUGUUCUAUGAAAAUAAGAUUUGCUCUGCUGGACUAAGUAUUACACAAAUCAUUGUAUACUAUAAACUGUUAUGAUUCAUGUAAAAUCUUAUAUCAAGAUUUUCAUAUACUGACUUUUUCUUCUGUAUAGUAAAAAUCUUGUGGUUAAUACUGAAACAUUUAAUAGUAAUUGCAAGUAUUAAAUUAAUAAGUGGUACAAUCCCUUAUACAAGGAUACUGUAGUAGAAUAUGUGUGAUGAUAAAUAUUUUCAAUAAAUGCAUCAUUCCAGCAUAGCCCAGCCAUAUAUAAAUGAGUAUAAUUUUAACCUUGUAGUUUGUGGUAAAACAUUCCAGAAUUGUUUAUGUUUAACUUUGUCACAAUAUCAUCACAUGAAAGUAGCAUAAACUUCAUAGUGCUUUGUGGAUCACACAAUAAAUUGCCUGACCCAGUAUUCAAAUUAAGAGAAGUAACAUAAGUAUGUUUAUCAUUAUCUCAGCUUAACACACUUUUGCAUCAUACAGUUCUACUUAGAAAUGUUCAUAGGUUGAGCAACUGUGUUUAGAUUGCAAAUUCAUUAGAAAUAAUUAAUGUUCCAGAAAUAAGCCAUAUAUAACACCUAAAAUAGCAACAAUUGCAAACAUCUUUCAUCAUGGAUAAUUAAGUUAUUUUACUGAAUGUUUAUAUGUUAUUGGUUCUUAUUUUUUCAGUAAAAGAGUUGUUUUGUAUGUCUAUAAAUUCAGUCUGUAGUCCUGAAAUAUUCAUAAGAGUGCAAUCUCAAUAUAAUAUAUUGAAGCAAACUGUUUUCUGGACAUUAUCCAUUGUCCAAGAUUAAAUUAAAUAAAAUCAAUAAAACCACAAUUUUAUUUAAUCUUGGAUGAUGGAUAAUGUCCAGAAAACAGUUUACUUCAACAACGCACCAUCGUCACAAACUUUCAGAAUUUAGCUCAGUAUAAUAUGGUUCAUUACACCACAGCAGGUGGUGCUGGUGCAAGAGUAUUAGGUAUCCUAGACAAACCUUCAGCCUUAAACCCCCCCCCCCCAUUAACUUCCAAAAAUAAAUAUUGUGCAUUAUUAUGAAUAAAAAUUCUGCAUUUAUAGUUUCAGAUUUAGUUUACAUAAUAUGAUACUGAAGUUACAUUAAUGUUGUUCUACACUUCACACAAAAUAUGUAUUACAAGAAAUACACAUUAAAUUUAAAAUUUUAUUUUCUGCUCUUUCACUUUAGCAAAUGGAGAAAUAAGUUCCUCUAGGUCAGUAUUUUGUGCAGUUUCAUGUUUUUGUUUUUUUGCAAUACUGAGGAACGAAUGUUGGUUUGAUCAGCUUUAACUUCGAAGGGCUUUACUCAUCACCGGCGACAGAAAAUGGAGGGUCAAGAGAAUGCUGAUGGCAAUAAAUGUACAGAGGACACUAUGUCAGCUUAUGGUUGCAUACAAAGUUCAGUACAUCUUGUGGUGAACCAUACUUUUGAAUUUUAUUGGUUUUUUGCCUGCCCCCCAAAUUUGUGCUAUCCUAGAUGACUUGCAUAGUGGUGGUUAAAUUGGCUGUGAUUGUGGGUAUAUUCAUGUAUCCUGAAAUUUUUUUAAUUCUGUAUCCAUUUGAGCUUAAAAGUUUUCUAAAUUUAUAUUUACAAAGUAUUAUUUUGCAGUAAUCUAUGAUAGUAAAACUGCAGAUGUAGAAAUAUUGUUCUCAACUUCUUACGCUGUUCUGAAAUAUUACUUAUCUUCUGUACAUCUGUUCAUUGUAUCUUAGCAGUUGAUACAUGGCAUUAAAUAACAAAGCUAACUGUAAUUGCUCACCCAGAACUUAAAAGUUAAUUAGGAAGUCGUAUCUAGUAAAGAUGAAAAAUGUUACUGCUUGUAAUGUGGUAUAUGCCCAUUAGGAAUAUAAUGCAUGUGGUUUGGACAAACAUGCUCCUGACCAUUCAUACGUUAACAGGUCUACAGCGAUGUUGAUCAUCUGUUGCACUUUCUUAACAUAAGGGUGAAGGUACAUCAGUAGGGUAUUCCCAACUUGUGCCACAUUUUCGGGUACAAUUUUCCCACAACAGGAAUGUUUAACCUGUUUGACACAUUAUAUUUAGAUUGCACUUUAAUUUACAUUAUAUAGUGAUUUUGUUUCAGAAAAUAAUUAAAAGAAUAUUAUUUGUU
Zootermopsis nevadensis is the source of this 5353-nucleotide messenger RNA. RefSeq lists its product as uncharacterized. NCBI's taxonomy places the organism in Eukaryota, Metazoa, Arthropoda, Insecta, Blattodea, Termopsidae. Gene Ontology annotation, cellular component: cytoplasm. The record is from RefSeq and is a predicted model, not a curated record.